Messenger RNA from Mercurialis annua (annual mercury), 2281 nucleotides. Its product is annotated as general transcription factor IIH subunit 2. NCBI's taxonomy places the organism in Eukaryota, Viridiplantae, Streptophyta, Magnoliopsida, Malpighiales, Euphorbiaceae. Bases 341 to 1582 code for a protein of 413 amino acids. The record is from RefSeq and is a predicted model, not a curated record. Gene Ontology annotation, molecular function: zinc ion binding. The transcript has 4 exons. Gene Ontology annotation, biological process: regulation of transcription by RNA polymerase II; DNA-templated transcription; nucleotide-excision repair. Gene Ontology annotation, cellular component: transcription factor TFIIH holo complex; transcription factor TFIIH core complex.
AUAAAUAAUUACCCUCUUCGUUAUUCCUAAUUACAUUCCCUAUCUAAGACCUAAAACUAAACAGAAAAAAAUGAAGCUAAAACCUCAGCGUCUACCAGUUCAAUGAAUGAUUUCAUUCCUCCAAACCUGCUUUCUCACGGCGGCGCGUGUCUUUCAAACACUCUGAUUUUUAUCAACUUUUCAAAAACUCAGUUUCUUCAUCACCAAUAACAUUUGCAUUAUACCGGAAGUUUUCCAAGCUCUCUCGUUCUUCUUAACUAUGAGCAAAACCCUAAUUGCACAAUUCGUUUAAUUAUUCAACUUUUCAGUGCAUUACAGAGGUAACCUAAGUGUUAAAAGUAUGAGUAAAAGCGAAAAAAGAAAAUUAAACGGAGAAGCAGAAGACGGCGACGAGGAUGAUGAAGAUAUAGAGGGAGAUGGCGGCGGUGCUUGGGAGAGAGCUUACACUGAUGAGAGAUCAUGGGAAGCUUUACAAGAAGACGAAUCGGGUCUUCUUCGCCCUAUUGAUAAUAAAGCUAUUCAUCAUGCUCAGUAUCGCCGUCGCCUUCGUACGCUUUCUACCUCUGCUCGUAUCCAGAAAGGCCUCAUUCGAUUUCUCUACAUUGUUGUUGAUCUCUCUAGGGCAGCUGGAGAGAUGGAUCUUAAACCAAGCAGAAUGGUUGUGAUCGCAAGGCUUGUUGAAGCUUUUAUAAGAGAGUUUUUUGAUCAGAAUCCACUUAGUCAAAUUGGUUUAGUGACUAUCAAAGAUGGGGUUGCCCAUUCCUUAACUGACCUUGGUGGUAGUCCGGAGACUCAUAUUAAGGCUUUGACGGGCAAAUUGGAAUGUUCAGGUGAUUCCUCGUUACAAAAUGCACUAGACCUUGUCCGUGGAUAUCUUGACGAGAUACCAUCAUAUGGUCAUCGCGAAGUUCUGAUUUUGUAUUCUGCUCUCAGUACCUGUGAUCCAGGAGAUAUUAUGGAUACCAUUCAGAAAUGUAAGAAAUCAAAAAUAAGGUGCUCCGUCAUUGGGCUUUCUGCUGAAAUGUUUAUAUGCAAACAUCUCUGUCAAGAAACUGGUGGGCUGUACUUUGUGUCAAUGGAUGAGACUCACCUUAAAGAGCUACUGCUAGAGCAUGCGCCACCGCCACCAGCAAUAGCGGAAUUUGCAACUGCCAACUUGAUUAAGAUGGGUUUCCCACAAAGGACAGCGGAAGGUUCUAUUUCGAUAUGUUCUUGUCAUAAAGAAGCUAAAGUUGGCGAGGGAUAUAUAUGCCCUAGAUGCAAGGCACGUAUAUGUGACCUCCCUACUGAAUGCCGUAUUUGUGGGUUGACACUUGUUUCUUCUCCACAUUUGGCGAGGUCAUAUCAUCAUCUCUUUCCCAUUACCCCAUUUGAUGAGGUCCCUGCGCGUCGAAGUGAACUACAGCAGAAACCGCAGAAAACUUGUUUUGGCUGCCAACAGAGCCUCCUAGAUCCUGGAAACAAACCUGGCCUUUCUGUUACUUGCCCAAAAUGCAAGCAGUACUUCUGUCUUGACUGUGACAUUUACAUUCAUGAAAGCUUGCAUAAUUGUCCUGGCUGUGAGAGUUUCAGGCAUUCAUAGACAGUCACCUCCGAUAAAGAAAAGACGAAACUGCUGCCACUGAUUUAUAUUUAUUCUUUUCCUGUCGCUACAAGUUGCGAGCAGGUUCAGGCGUUCAUGUGGACAGUAUAGCGUAUUAUAAAAUGGAUUGCAAUUUUGAGUUGUGCGAUCUAAUUCGGACAAGUAGAUGAGUCUUCAAUAGGCUUUUUUAAUUUAAUUUGAUGAUCUUUCACCAUUUUGUUUUUCUCACAUAUAGGAGAAAUUUUUAGAUAGACUCAGUCCACCACGUCAUCCGUAGACUAACUCUAUCACAUAAUGACACGUCAUUAAAAUGAUGGCAAUCUUGUAAUAUUACUAUUCAAAAGUGUAAAUAAGUAAUAAACGAAUUUACAAGAUUGUCAUCAUUUUAAUGACGUGUCAUUAUAUGAUAGGCUUCACGGAUGAUGUGGUGGACUGAGUUUAUCUAAGAAGCUCUCCACAUAUAGAUGUGCAAUAUAUGGUAAGGAUGGAGCUUCUGAAUGUACGUUCCUUUUCAAUUGAACUUUGAAGUAUUAGCCUUUCAAGAAAAGGCUGAAAAAUGGAACAUGCACGACUAUCAAGCUUACUAUAAACAUAAACAUUGAAGAGUAUAAGUUGGGCACCAGUCUCUGUACUCGUGUAGUUUUUAUAUUGAAUUACUACAUUUUUAUCUGUUAAUAAACUUAAUAUUAAAUUCCUACA